GGCGGCUCUUGUUAUUGUUCCUUGGCGUUUAUGACUUCGUCCAAAUUAUGCCCGCUUUUUCUUCGUUUGUAGGUAAGAUGUGAUAAGUUGUGAAAGAAUUCAACGCAAUGGAUGUAUUUUACUUUUAUUUUGACUGACGUAAGCAGGAUCCUUAGCUCUUCAUAGUCGCUGGGUCAAGCUACCACUGAAGUGACUGACCAGUUCAUAGGAGUGGAGCAUUUUCCCACCCCGAGUGGGACUAUGUGAGUCUGACCGAGAUGGCUGCAGACAGUGAUGGUGAUCUGAUUGAGACAGUUGUAACAUGUGAAGGCGAUCUCAAAGAUCCUGGCUUCCCUGAGAAGUUUAAAUUGAUAGUGCAAGGAUUACGUGAUUUGCUUUGUACUGGUAAUGGUGAAUCACUGCGUGUUGCGAAGGUUGAGCCAUGGAAUUCUGUGCGGGUGACAUUCACCAUCCCAAGGGAAGCAGCACUAAGACUACGUCAGCUGGCACAGGAAGGUGACCAGGCUCUCACACAACUUGGCAUUCUCUCAGUGCAAGUUGAAGGGGAUCAGGUUAUUUCACUACGCAUUGCUGGUCGUUUUGGAGGGGAGGCACAAGAGAUUGUAUUAAGAACAGCCAGUUCUGGAUCUCAUGGAAGUGAUGAAAGUGGAGGUUCAUCAUCUGUCUCGGGGCCCACCCCCAUUGCUGCAGGAAGUGCAUCUGGGAAUUCUGUCCCUUCAUCAAGCAAUGCAUGUCUGACCCAGGAUGGUGCCACUGUUGCUGGCCCAAGCCAUGCAACUAGUGGUACUGUGGCAGGUCUGGCCAACAUUUUGGCACAGUCUGUAGCAGCAACUGUGGGAGUUGCUGGAGUUGCACCUUCCACAGAACAAUUUCGUAGCCCAAAUGUUGUGGCGCCAGCAGAUGGUGACCCCAUUCCUCCAUUUCCACCACCCAAACCUCCUUCAGAUUCUGUGCCUAGCCCUAAUGUGAUACCACCAGCAGGACAGUCUGUUGUAAUGGCCUCAGCUUCUCGGGGUUCUGCACAUCAUUACCAUGCACCCUUCCCUUACGCAAGCAUGAAUCAUGCAGCACAUGCUAUGCAGAGUAGGGUGUCAGAGUCAAAUCACCACCAUCAUAAUUCCACACCUGUGGCCACAGGAACAGGGAGUUUUAACCAUCAUAGUUUUGCAGCGCCACCACCCCCUCCUUAUCCUGGCUCUUCCCCUACACCCACUCAAGGUUCUAGUGGAAGUGUUAGUGGAAAUGCCUUACAACAGCCAGCAUCAGUGCAGCCUUGUAAACCUCAGGCAGGCCAGCCUUAUUGUCCAGCAAAUAAACCAUCACAGCAGCCAGGGGUAGUUGGCCCUAGGACUGUUGGUACCAACAAUGUGGCAUUGUCAAGUCCACUGCUUGUAAAUUUGCUGCAGAAUGAUGGAUCCACAGGUGUCUGUCAACCUACAGCAAGCUCAGGAGCAAAUAAAAUGCUACCUCCUCCGCCAGGGAGUAUCUCAAGUGUGGGAGAUAAGCCAGCAGUAGUUGGCAGAGUCAGAGGUUCACAGCCACAGUCAUUGCAACAACAGCAGCAGCAGCAAAUGAAGAAAGUUUCAGUGCGACGAAGACCAGGUGAACCUCCAACACCAGUGGGUACCAACACGCUCCACCAACAUACAGACUCUACUUCCACUUCAUGCAAGCUUCAGCAGUUGCACCACCAUGCUUCCCAUCAGCAAUCUGCCUUUGUUAAUGCAGUUGGUGUGUCGUCUUAUCAAGUUGGCAGCUCCUCCACAUCUUCUACACCAUCUCCGCCAUCUGUUCGUACUGAUUCUCCAGGCUUGCAUCAUCGGACUUUACUUAACCCACAGCAGGCUCAUGGAAUCUCUGAAUCUAGUGCUGCAAGUCACCAGCCCUCUGGAGUUCCAGUACAGCAGGCAGUCUCAAACUCUGUUGCCGUUGCAGCUUCUGCAUCUGUCCCUACCCUUUCAAAUCAUCAGAUCAUCUCAACAGUCCCUUCACCUCAUCCCCGACAUCAUCCAUCUACAUCAGCUCUCCAGCAGAAGUUAUAUCCCACAGGAACCCCACCAGAGCAAUCUGCAUUUGCAUCCACAUCAAGAGGUCAUCAGAUGCAAGCAGGAUCAUUGUCACAACAGCAUCAAACUCAGCAGCUUGCUCAGCCUGUCACACAUCAUCAACCACAACAGGUGGUUCAGUCUCCAGCAGCGUCUGUUAGGUUACAACAGCAACAGAGACCAUUGCCCCUUGAGAGGCUUCAGACUUCAGCAACACCCAUGGCAGCUGGUGUUGGUACAGUCAUGACAUCACGGAAUACUGGGAACACUGUACUCGCACGUCAGCAGUCUCCACAUUUUACUCAAGGUCCUGGGAUCCAGUCAGCCUCUAACCCUCCUCCAUACCCCCGCAUCCACCAACAGCAGCAGCAUCAACAGGCAAGGCUACACCAGCAGCUUCAACAAAGAACUUUGCAUCAGCCACCAACAAAGGACCCAGGAGCGAUUCAACAACAGACUCAGCAGCAGCCACAAGUGAAACCUUUAACUUAUGGCCUGAGCACCAGUGACUAUUCACGGCCUUAUGGAGAUGCUCGUGGUGUAGGUAAUUCAUCAGCUCUGGUCACAAAUAGUUCUGGCAAACCAGUACAUCAGCCAGUGCGCCAUCAACAAGGUACAAUGCUAACUUCCUCCACAGCAGUUGGGACUGGUCAGAAUACUUCUGUAGGUGGUUGGCAGCUAGCCAGAGUUGGACAACCACAACAGAGUUUUGUCACAGCAAAUCAUUCGAUAGCACAGCAGCCAUCACAGCAACAUCAGCCUCAGAAUAAUACUAGCAUGAUCCAGCAACAAAGAACAGUGUUUCAGCAUCAUUACAUAACUCCACAUCAACAACAACAAUCCUCACAGGAUCAGCAGGGUUGCAGAGAAGUUGGAGAGGCUCUCAAAGAUACUAGUCAUCUGGUGGCAGAAGCAACAGAACCUAUUCCCAGUCCUCCUGCCUCAUCACCACCUCUCACUUCUCGAGGCAAGCGUCGGCAGUUCCUCAUUAAUCCUUUAACAGGUCACUUGGAACCAAUGCCAAGUGAAGAGAGCAGUUCUGAAAGUGAGGCAGAGAACCCCUCCAAUUCAGGAACAGGGGCAAAUUCUAAGCCCAGUGAUACAGCUUUGGAUGAUCCUUUUUUUUACUUUCCUUCUCCUCUAAAUGAUCGAUCUAAUAACUCAUUAUUUUCUGAUGAUGAUGAUGAUGUCAGCAGUACAGGUACGAUAUCCAGGAGAGCUGAUACAACCACUACAACAGAUCAGUCUGAUUCUGAGGCAACUGUGAGGUCAACUGGUAGUGACGGAUCCUCUUCAACUGUUCGGCAUCACCAUCACAGACCUAGGAAACCAUGCAGCCCAACCCAGCAACUUCCAGCUCAAUCAGGGGGCCCAGGAGAGAAGAUCAAACUCCGGCUGAAGCUUGAAAAAAGUGAACCUGUGACUUCAGCUUACAAAGUUGAUGUCUCAUUUGUCAAUGUUCCAGCAGCCAGGAAAACUGAUGGGCGCUCAAGUUCCAUUGCUGGUGGAAGGCUGUUUGGUGGGUCUGCAGGUGGACAGGCAGGUACAACAGGCCCAUCUAGUGUCAGUAGCUGUGUUGGCAUGAGCACACCUGGUCAGACUGGGGAAGAGCCACGAGUUCCUCCCCUACACAUUUCUCUUCGUGGUCGCAAUGCAGCUGUUGUUGUGAGUUCCCAUAAAGAAAGCAGUAAGAAGUGGCAGCAUAACAAGGAUGUGUUUAGUAGUAGUGCCAGUGGUAGCAGCAGUGUAGGUAAAUCUGGUGUGCCAUCUUCUACCAGUAAAAGAUCAUCAUCGUCAGGAAAAAUUAAUCGUUCAUCAAAAAUUCGUGACAGUGCAAACUUGGUGGGAACAGGGGGAACAGACAGUGCACUGGGGGAAGGGGGGGCAGGAGCUGUUGUUAGAAUAAAGAAACCUCCCACAAAUAUUUAUACGACAACAAUACCUGUUACAGCAGGGAAAACAUUCUCAAGUGGUAAAAUUUCAACUAAAACUCUUCUAAAAACCAGUGCAAGUGAUUCGUCAUCUACAAAGAGACAGCAGCACAUGAGUACUUUGAUGCCAAAUGAACGGACGGUGGGAUCAGAUAUUGUUCCUAAGGUUAGAACAAAACUGAAAACUUCUGAUAAGCGAGGUGGUGAACGUGAUCGGGAUCGGGACUUGGAUGAUGUUCCAUUGAAGGCUCGUAUGAGGAACGAACCGGGUGAAAUUGCAGGGUCAGGAUCAGGAGUGAGUUCUCAGCAGCAGCGUGGAGGGAAAAUGUCAAGCAGCAGUAGUACAGCGGAGUCAGGAAAAAAUUUUCCUUCUGGAAUGGAAGAUCCAGAGUUCACACUUUUACGCAAGCAAAUAGAGAAGGAAAGAACUGGAGGUUCCAAGGCAACUGCAUCAGUAACUGAACACAAAGUUUCAGGCGUGAGUGUAGGCAGUAAAGCUAAGCGAAGGGACUCUAGAAAGAAAUCAUCUUCGUGUAAUUCAGGAAAAGAAAGUUCUUAUGUGCGAGAGCAGAGCUUGUUAUCUGGUGGUGGGAUAGUAGACAAUCAGGUUCGUGAUGGUUUGCCAGUUAAUACAGCCAGGUGUAGGAAAGUUGAAUCUAGCCAAAACAUUACCAAUAGUGUCAGUCUGAGUGGGAAAGCACCACGUUCCCCAUCCCCAUCACUGAUUCGACAUAAUAAGUCACAGUCGGAAAGGGUGGAUUCUUUGCAGAAGAAUGUAGGGACAGGCUGUAAAGUGAGUAUGCCUCAGACUGCUGCAGUUAGAAGAGGUAGUGAGAGUGAUGGCAGGGGUGAGAAUGGUGUAAGGAACAGUGCUUCUGAUGAAAAAAGAAGACGACAAAGCCCAGAAGGUAACAAGGAUCUCACAGGAGGUGUUAUGGAUUCUCAGGGUGGAUUAUCCAUGAAAGUGAAAUCGCGUCCCGUUAUAAUGGGAGGGAAUUCCCAGGUGGCAUCUAGCAACACAGCUGCAGUUGUGGACCCUCACAGUGAACAUGCUCAGGACUCGUACACCAAUAUCCCUAGCGGAUCGACAGCUGGUACACUAAAACAGCAGUCUCUUUCUCAUCCAGUGCCAUCAUCCACUAUUCCAUCUAGCCCAAGCAUUUCAUCUUCCUCGUGGGUUGCUGCUGAAAAGCAGCAUAGUUCUACAUCUCAUGUCAUAGAAAGGAACAAAGGAGGAUCAAGAAAGGCGGUGGAUUUACAGCAGAGUAAGAUAGGAACACAAGUGAAUAGGACAUCAGUUCUAAAGAAACUAUCAAAUGACGUGUCAUCUGUUCACCGUAGCAAGAUUAAUCUGCAAGCAAAUGUGAACAGGAUUCCUCGGUCAGUUGAAACCUAUAAGGCUAUUGUAGCAGAAAACUGUGUUACCAAGAAACAAGAACAUUCUCAGCAAAAAGAUUUUCCAAAUCAUAGUACCAUAGCAAAGAGGAAAUUAGAAAGCAUAGAACAGUGUAAAGGUUCAAGAAAUGUAGUCACUGUUGCCAAGCUUCAGGCUAUUGCUAUGGUAGCAACAGCUUCUGAUGUUCCUAAGCAUUCAGAGUCUCAUCCCAAAUCUAUUGACCGUCUUGCUCUAGCCAAGUCUUCCUCACCUACAUCUCUUCCUGUAGGAGACUUAGAUGUAUCGGAAGCAAAGGUGAAGCAGAGACUAUUGGAGGAUGGCCCACCUCCACGGAAGAAACAGUGCGGUAUUGUGGACCAAGUCACCACAAGAUUAAUAGAGAACAAAGAAAAAAAUGUGAAUUCUGGUGACUUUUUGACUGCAGCAGUUGGUGAUACUGUUGUAUCAGGAGGAAACCAGGCUGAAACCCAGGGUGGUGGCAAUGGAGGUGGUGGGGGUGGUGCUGAAAGUCCGUCUGGGGUUGGGACAGGAGAACAGGGCAAUACCCAAGGGGAGGACUCUGGUAUUGAAUCAAUGGAUGCACUCUCAGAGAAGUCUCCCAAUCAAGGUGAAAGUCCUUGCCGUAAGGAAGAAAAGGACAAUGAAUGUUGCCAGUCUGCAGACUCUAAUAAGAAAGUUAUUGCAGUGCCUUCAACGGUGACAUCGGUAUCUUCAGCAAAUUCAAAUCUAACAUCAUCUGGAGACAUUAUAAACCAGUCCAUAGAAAAUACUGAACCACCUCCAGGAAUAACUUCAAAGUCAGAUUGUUUGGUUGAGAAGAAGAUUGAGGGUGAUAACAGUGCAGACAGUGAUAGGUGUUUAGUUAAUGCUUUGAGUACACAGAAGAAGAACAGAAUAGACACACAUGGAACAUCGGGUAGUAACAAAAAAUGUAAUUUUGAUGAUCAGGAGAAGGAUGGGAAAUCAUUGAAUGAAAAUAGUAUGCAGUUAUCAGAUAAUAGUAAUGUCAGUGAAAAUUUGGCAUCAUCUGCUGAAAGAGGCACAGUGAUCAGUAGAGAAGCUGUUAACUGUGGUAAUAUGCAGCAAUCACAGAUUUCUGGCAGCGGAGAUUCCAGUCUGGGAUCUAGCAGUACCUCUGUCAGUGUGUCUUUGUUGGCACCAGCUAGCUCAUCCAGUACAUCAUGUGCCCCUUCAGUAACAAAAACGGUUCCCAUAAAACUUGUCACUAUUCCAUCUUCUCUUCCUCCUUCUCCUGUUAAAGUCCUCGUGCCCAAAAUGGGCUCUUCGUCAUUUACUGGAGCCUCAACAAUUGCUACUGUUACUAUUUCAUCUGCUUCAAGUAUUUUAACCUCAUCAGGCAAUUCUGUAAUUGCUGAUACCAACCAGUCUUUACCUCUGUCUGUUCAACCCACAGUGUGCACCAACUUAUCUGCAAUUAUGACAUCUAUUGGGGAAUCCAAGAAAUCAAACACUGUAGUUGCCUCAGGAGAUAGGCACUCUGUUGAAGACAGAGAUGGGUGCCCAGGCUCACCAACAUUAGAAGAUCCUCAACCAAUACGCAUCACACCACCCCUAUAUACCUACUCCAACCCUGAAAAGCACCGAGAAGAUACGCCUUCCCCUGCAGCUCUUGAUGAUGAUGAAAUUGAUCUCACUCUGUCACGGAAUAAUAACAGGAAAGAUGAAAGUAUCAUUAGCAACAGGCGGAAAAGGAAAAGAAAGCAGGACUUAUUGGAGGGCAGGUUGGAAGCAGAUGACUCACUCUGUGUUGAGGUGGGCAGUGGUGGUGGAAGUGACAUGUCAUCUGGGCACUUUCUAGAGGGGUUGGGUAGCGGUGAUGGUGAAGGUGAUGAUGAUGAGGAGGAUGACGAUGACGACGACGACGACGAUGAUGAUGAUGAUGAUGAUGAUGAGGAUGAUGAUGAUGACGACGAUGACGAUCACACCUAUGUAGCUCGUAGCAGCAAAUCUCAACACCAUUCUGCUCGUCCCAAGUCUUUGCUAGAACAGUUGUUGAUUGAGAUUCCAUCAGAUACUGAGGCUCGGCGAAGUGGUUCACUAAGCACCAGGAAUACUAGGUCAAGUCAGAGAAGCAUUAGUCAUACUCAUAGCCCUGACCAGAAGCAUACCCCAAAAUCAAGCCCAGCUGGUCCAGGUUCAAAGGAAGAUCAUUCAGAAUCUCCCCGCAAUACAUCCAAACCAAGCCCCACAAAUUUAGGAGCACAGCUGUCCAGAGGAAGUAAUUCCACAAAUAUAAGCAAACGAAAGCGUCAAGAAUCUGAGAGCAGUGUAGUGUCAAGUGUAACUACAGUAGAGGAACAGAGGCCAAAUAAAAGGAAAUGCUCAGAGAACGCAGCAGAACUGAUUAAAGCAUGCAUGGGGCUGGAAGAUGUUCCAGCCAAAAGAUUAGCAGGGAAUCCUCAGCAUCCUGACCAUAAGGGCACCAGGACUUCUGCUGCAUUGAAGAGCCGGAGAGCAGGUAUAGCAGCAUCUAGCACAUUGGUGGAUGUAGAUUCUUCAGAUGAUGAGCCACUGAUUGAAAUAGCUGUGAAGGGACGGGGAGCUCCUGGAGUUGGUGCAGAUGAGCGUUCCCCUCCACGGCCAAAAAGCAGACCGAACAGCCGUUCUAGAGAUGAAGAAUUUACAAAGAGCAGCAGUAGCAAUAGUGCUUGGAUUGCUCGUUCAAAUCAUCGGUUGGGUGCAGUCAGUAAGCAUAGUAGCAUCAAUGUAGGACCUCCUCAGCAGCACCAACAUCAGAAUCAGCAGCAGCGUCGAUCUGUCCGCCAAACCAACCCAGGUCUGGCCUCCAGCUCUGGGUUAAAAUCUGCCCGAGGCUCACCACCACCUGUUACAGUGAACACUGCCACUAACAAGCAGGCUGCUAUAGGGGCAAGUAACAUCAGCACCAGAGGUGGAGCAAACAGAAUUAUGCACCAUGAUACUGACAUCAGCACUCGGCGAAAAACAAGAAGUGGUGGAGCAACCACAGAGCUAGAUGGAGCAUCAAGCAAACGAAGGAGAGCAUCCCGUGACGGGAAGUGACCACACGCUAUUGCUGGUUGGCACAACCUACAGCAAGACCAAGAAAAACAAGAAGUGAAUGUUGUGCAGGAUGAAGCAUGUGGAGUUGCAUAACUACCAGAUGACAAAUCAGUUCAUUUUAUUUGUGAUAGCAUUUGAGGCCACGCAUACCAUAAUGAAAUUUGCAAAUGUCCCUACUUCUGUCCCUUUUGUGAAUAAUAUAGAUAAGUGGUUAAAGAGUACCAUAGAAGGCUGUUGCCAAAUGUUCAGUAACAAUUACAUUGUUGAUUAUAAGAAUAAAUGUUACUUCAAGUUGGCUGAUUAAAACUACAGUAUCUGUGUACAUUUCAUUUGUGGUACCAUGAGAAAUAUUGUUCAUAAGAGAAUACAUAAAGAACAGUACAAUAAUGGAUAUAUAAUUUCAUUGCUUUCUUAUUAAAAUUUGUUUUCAACUGUAAUUUUGAUCAUUUUACACUUUUACCUUACAAAGCAAGCAUGAUGAAAUUUGGAGAGGGUAACACUGGCACAGUCAAGGAUUGAGAUGAACUCAGGUGUUGGAAAUGGAAAUUCUUGGGUUAAAGUGCCUUUUGAAUUUUUCAGGGAUUUUAAAAAUCGUUGUGAGGUGGUAUGUAUUAGGCCUUGGAAGUCAUGUCAUCAACCAGAGAGAGUAGCAUAGCUGACCAUGAAGGUGGUGUUUCUUUCAGAUAUUUUGGAAUUUUUGCUGUCUGGUUGUAGCAGAGUGAAAUGGUACACAAGCAGGUACACAGUGAACUGUAGCAUGAGCCACUAUUUAAUUUGUUGCUCAUUGAAAUUUUAUUUUCUCAGAAAUUUUAUAGAACUGAACAACCAUCUACUUGUUAUCCUUAGAUUUUAUUUCCCCACAGUAUUCCUAUCCUUCGUAUGUAGGUGAUACGGGGCAUGCAGUAUAUUUUAAUGGACAAUUUGAAGUACAUUGUACCAAAACAAACCAUAAGAAAAUAUGUCUGUUAUGUAGUUAAGUUUUCUAGCCUGUCUCGUAAUGUUAGAUGAGAUAGCCACUUACAGUAAUUUCCCUACACUUGCAGUUUUUGUAGGAAGUGGUGAAUACAAGUGCUGGUGAAACUUCUUGAUGCCAUACUACAGAUGGAACAUAAAUAUCAGUUGCUUUUUAAUAUCUUUGUCUAAGGUGUAUUACUGUCUCAUAUCUUUGCAAUUUGCAAUGAAUUAUUUGUACCAUUAAGUAAGAAUAGUAAAUUAAUUUUAUAGUUUACUGUCAUGGACCAGGAUUAAGUAGGAAGGUCAGGCCUGUAUUGGAAAGAUUGAUAUAUAUUAUAAAUACAUCUAUUACAGCGGCUCUUUGUGUUGAAUGCACACUGAAGGUAUGCAUGUUGCAAAGAGAUCAGAGACAUCAUCACCUCAAAUUAUUAUAUCCCAGUGUGAUUUAUAUGGAAAGUUCUUGGACAAUGUACAAAAUACUAAUUACAGCAGUUUAUUCAUUGAUUUAGUCUUUGAUGUAGGAUUUUAUUUUAAUGCGGUAAAAAAGUGUUUAUGGAUACUGGCCUGCAAAGCUCCAUGGCUUGCAGACAUCUGAGUUAUGAAUGCAUCUGGACCAUGUUCAGAACAAUCUUAUAGAUAUAGGACAGAGCUCUAGAGCAUAACAGUUGAAGGAGGAAGAGCAGUAUGUAAGGAAUACUGUUGAAAGACUGCAUUGGAAGUUGUGUAUGUUCUGCUUAUACCUCAACAUAGGCUUCAUUCCAGAUCACUUGGAUAAACUUCAUGGUAUACAACAUACCAUUUGAUAACUGGCAUAUUUAACUCGUCCAUUUUUUUGAAUUUGGAUUCAGAAUAAGUAGGCAGUGCUGUCUUUGAGUUGGCCAUAAGAAUUAUAUUUACAGAUCACUGUAUAAGAGAAAAGUGUUACUUGUUGCAUUGUGAUUGACAGAUGUUAGAUGAGUUUUUUUUUCUGCUGAUGAAUGUACAUGAUUGCGGGGGAACAGGUUCAUGUUUUAUUUUGAAGGAGGAUCUACAGAGUAAUCAGAUCUCUGUGUUCAAGAGUGAAUAUUUCAAUAACGAUGUUAAAUUUUUCUUUCAACAUUUUAAUGUAGGAUUGGUGGAAUACUUAGUGUAUUAUCAUGGCCAGUACAAGUUACGUUUAUUUAAUUUUUCCGAUAGUGGUAUGAAUGCAUAGAGCAACACAGAGUAGUCACAUGAUUGAAUUUUAAGAAAUUUUGUUUUCCUAAGACUAUUUUCCCCUGUUGAAUGGAAGUGAGAGUUAAGAUUGUCAAGAUAUUGGAGUUCGUGUGCGAUAAAGAUGUUUUUUUCUAUGAUGGAUUACAUCAAAGAUUUUAUAUGUAUAUAUACAUUUUUCAUUUGUUGGAGAAAGAAACUUAACUUAUGGCAUGCAUGGUGAAGAGAUGUUGUGAGUGUGCACAUUUACAUAUUUGUGGAUGAGACUUUGUGUUUACUGUGUUCAUGUAGCUUGUUCACCCCCUUCUUAGAUUUCAGUAAUUUGUGUUUAAUUUUUCCACUGAACACAAAUGGCUUACCAGGGAAUAGAACAGUCUGUACUUAUUUCAUACUGGUUCAAGAAGAAACAAAGAAAUUUCUUUAAAAUAUAAGUAUUUAAUACCAAAAAGACAGUUAACCUAGUAGCUUUUAUUCCUUGUAGUGUUGAAAAGGUGUGUUUCUGGGAGUAAUUUAUUUGGUUUUUAAUAGCAAAUGCAUCAGAGACAUGCACUUUUAUAAAUGGUUUAUAUUUGUGUGAAUGUAAAUUUUUGAAUUUAUGGUUUUAAAGUAUGAUACACAAAUUUAAAUUUCUUUUAGAGUUUCGUGAAAUUUUAAUAAAAUAAUUAUAUUUUAUCUGCAUAUGAAAUGAGUUGAUUUUUCUAUCCUUGUGCUUGUUUUUGUUGAAAGCCUUGCUGUGAGUAUUGGUAUACAUGUAUAAUUAUUAUUAUUAUUAUUAUUAUUAAUUAUAUUAUAUAAACUUUGUACAAAAAAUAUUAAGAUCCAGUCCCUAGAAGUGGUGAUGUGUAUAUAGAAAACGGAAGUUGUUUAGGUAAAUAUGUAAUUAGCUAUCAGUUGUGCAUGGUUGGUUUAAUUUUGAUUAAUUAAAUCUAUUAGAUUUUAUAUAUAUAUAUACAGGGGAAAUGUGAAAAUGUGUGCACAGUUACAAAGAUAAUGUUAAAUAAUUUUAACUGAUAAGUUUGAAGCAAAGCCAUGUGUCCUGUCUUUUUAAAUCUUUUGAAGGUUGGAAAAUUAUUCCUCCCAGUCUCGAGUUGUGAUCAGUUUUCUCACAUCAGAUUAUCAUCAUCAUCGUCCUUUGUAUAUGUGUGUAUGGGAGAAUGUAUGCUUGAUAUGUGUGAACUCAUUGAACACUAGUAAAGUAAAACCACAACCAUAUGUUAAUAUAUAUAUAUAUAUACAUAAAAGUGAGUUUUUUCUUCAUUCAAAUGGCAUUGUGGGAAAUUGGUGCAUUUUUACUUUUAAUUAAUCCUCUGCCAAAUGUCAGAAGUCGGGGCUAUGGAUGCAUGUGCGUUUUCACCGGAGUUUUUUUAAGAUACCAUUAUAUUAUCACAGUUCUAUUAUUGAUCGAUUAUAUUAUAAAUAUAUAUAUAUAUAAAAUAAUGUAAGUUUUGUGAAAUAAUUUGUAAAUAAUGUUGUACAUAAUUUAACUGAGAAUAGUUUCUAAACAAAACAAGAUGUAUAUUGUACAGAAAUUCCCAGCUAUUAUAGGCUUCUUUGUAUUUUAGUACAUACAACAAUGGAAACAAAACAUUGUCAUUAUUACUAUUGUAGCUUUGGAGUCAAAUGAAGUCAUUUAAAGAAAAUGUGGAAUCAGUUAUUGUACCUCACUUGUAGCUGUAGUGAUCUGUUAAUAGAAAAAAGAACAAUUAUUGUGUUACUCUUAA
This is a messenger RNA of Cryptotermes secundus, 12280 nucleotides long. RefSeq lists its product as uncharacterized. Gene Ontology annotation, cellular component: transcription regulator complex; nucleus; histone methyltransferase complex. Gene Ontology annotation, biological process: positive regulation of transcription by RNA polymerase II. Bases 258 to 8414 code for a protein of 2718 amino acids. NCBI's taxonomy places the organism in Eukaryota, Metazoa, Arthropoda, Insecta, Blattodea, Kalotermitidae. The transcript has 11 exons. The record is from RefSeq and is a predicted model, not a curated record.